AUGCCGCCAAGACGAGGCGAGGCGAUAGGCACCGGGCGUGAGUCUGUGGAAGCGCAUAACGCUGAGAGUACUUGACCACGCUGACCACAUCUCCCUUUGCCGAUGAGCAGCCGGACUGCGCCCCCCGUCCGCGGGCAUGCGGACAGUCUCGUCCAGAAAUCAACUCUACACUUUGCAGCAUCAUGCAUCGUCCUCAUCCUUGGUAGCGACCCCUGCCGCUCCCACGUCCGGUGGAGCGGUCGCAGGGUCGAGCUCGGAGCCCAAUAUCGAUGUCAACGAUAGACGAGUCGCCUUAACAGCACCAGACAACAUGAGACGCAAGCGAGAAGAAGCUCGAGAUAAGCGUGCCAAAGUGAAGAAGAAAAAAGCAGCAGCUGCUAAUGCUGCUGCUAGCGCUUUGGCUGGAGUUUCACUGGGCCAAUCUGUCGCGUCUGCGACACUGAGUAGUGCGAGUGCUAGUGCUCGAAUGAGUGGAGAAGAGAGGCGAGGCUCCGUUUCAGAGGAUCCAAAUUCCGACCGCAAUGGUCACAGCGCUACACACAGGUCAGAUGGUAGAAGGAGAAGGCCUGCUCUGGAAGACAUUCGGCCGCCAAGCUCGGCUAGCUUCACUCAGCUUGGCACUACUCGACCCACUUCUCGCUCAAGCACUCGAUCGCUACCUGCUCAUACCACCAGCACUCCAUCUACACGCCCGUCAGAUGGCCAUCCAGCAGACGACACGGCUCGAGCACCCGGCAGCACAGCGGCGGCAUACGCGGCAGCAGAUGCCGCUGCUUUGGCCGAGAUAGCCGACUUCAGCACAGCACGGCAACGCACAGAUAUCUAUAGCGCCUCUUUUCUCGGCCAGGUACCAGGCGCCGACGACAUUCUCGUGGACGACCUCGGCGAAUUGGACUUGCCUCCUAUUUAUCCUGCUGGUGACGUUCCACCUCAGGCGCUCGGCCCACCGAGUCAGCCUCGAAUACCAAGCUCCCCACCUCCUGAAUUCCGAAGCGAAGAGAGCAGCUCUGGAUCCGAGAGCGAAGCGGGCGAUAGUGCACCAAGAGUUUUGAGCGCGUGGGAGAGGGACGUCGAGGAGGGGCUACCUUUCGAGGAGCGCAUGGAAAGGGAAGCACGGAGGAGAGGCCACCUCCAGUCGUUCGCGGAUGGUAGGUAUCUCGAAGGCGCCCAGCCAGGUAGCUCUCAUGCAGCGCCGCAAGAGAGUGCGUCUGAGGAUCGUGCGCCGCUUGACGAAGAUUCCACCCUGCCCGCGGCGACACCGGUUGAGAAUGAGGAAGGUCAAGCGGACGGCACAGACCGAAGCGCCGUGAAUUCCGUCGAUCUGGGGGCGUUGGUCUUAGAGGCUCGGAAUCGGCGACACCAAAAUACCUUAUCGCAAGAAAUAGGAGAAAAUGCGCGCUCGCGGACGCAACUAGUAGAGGCCCAAAGCCCCCACCUGUCGACUGUCGCACCACCAGCGAACGGAAGUGGCGAGCGCGCGCAUGCAACAAGCUCUGAAAGAGCUUUAGAAUCCUCGGCUGCGUCCAGCCAAGCAAACUCAGCACCCGCACCUCGCCCUACGCAGCCAGCCUCAGGGUCAAAGCCUGCAGAGGCACUCCGACCGCAAAGUACAACCUCAGGCAGCGAUUUUAGGGCGUCGGUGAGCGCACCAGCUCCAGUCGACGCGGUCGAGCAGCCCGCUUCGACUUCCUUCAGCAGCAGGACGCUAGCCGCUCAGGGCGCCCAAGGGCUUUCGAGACGCGCGUCACAUCGUAGAGUCGUAUCCGACAGCAGAGCGAAUGGAGCUGUUUCGUCUCUUUCUCGAAACGAAGAGCUGCCCAAGACGACUGCCACUACCAGCUCAAUGGCGAGAGGCAAGGCGACUCGACUCAGGCCACGGCCUGCGAGUGAGAGUCACACACGAUUCAGGGAUGAUGCGACUGCGGCAGCGCAGCGCCGUGGUGCUCUGUGGGCCGCUGCCUCGGCACAACCUGCCGAGCUCGUCAAAGCUCCUGGUCGUAUCUCUUCUGUGUCCAGUAACGUCGCGCCUAGCGAAGCCAAUGCCGCCCUGUACGCCUUGGCGCAGCAUAAGCUCGAGCGUGCUACAGCUCUCUCUGAAUCGGACGAUUCGGAGGAGGACUGGCAAGCAGACAAACGCGCGAUAGAAGCGCUACAAAGAGCAGGAGCUCCACCUUCGGCAGUAGCAGAUAGCGAUACGGAUGAGGAACUCAAAGUGCCAGGAAGAUUUGCUCGACUUCGCUCUGACUCGCUCAACCAUACUGAUCUUUCUGGUCCCGUGCCGCGAGCACCACCUCCGCUUGUUCUUGGACGGUCUCGAGGAGGCGCUGCCUAUUCUUCGAGCAGCGAGUCUUCUAGCGAUGAAUUGGGCCGUCCAGACGAUUCUUCGAGCGAAGAAGAAGAUGGCUACACCGCCGCUAAUCCCACUCGACAACGGCACGCACUCGAAAUGAGACUGGCAAACGGCGCCCAAACUCAGAGUAGAGUAGACCCUGCGAGUAGAUCUUUGUCUCGUGCUUCGUCCGUCACGAGCACAUCUACGCAAAGCAGUCGCCGCGCCCAUUUCGUGGAAGAUCCCGUCGGGGACGACAAAAUUGCCGAUAGCGUCUUGCGCACAUUGUCUCCGGGCCGCGCAGACAAGGGCAAGACUCCGAUGCGACCCGAAAGGUGGCUGCCAGCACAUUCACCUGACUCUUUGCCUCCGAGUCGUGGGCAUGGUGCGCCACCCGUUCCCUCCACGGCUACUGCUGCUGGCACGUUCGAAGAGGACGUUGGCAGCAGCGGCAGCUUCUCGGACGAAUCUUUGGAAGAUGCAAACGCGACGCUGAGAGCUUCGGCAGCACCGCGAAUGGCACACAACGCUGUUGACACGCAAAGCACGCUCCGGCCUGCUGUAAGCUCUCGCCUCAAGGGUCUCUUCGCCACCCCCUUACACGGUGGCGGAGCUGGUGGGAUAACAGACAGCUUUAUUCCACGCAAUCCGCCAGAGCCGAUGCAAGACGAGGCAAGUGUGCGAUCUGGUGAGGACGGACGGUCCGUGUUCCGACAGCCCCUUACCGAUCCCGUCAAGCCUAGACAAAGCGGACCAAAGGCGCUUCCGAGACCGCCUUUAUCCUCUACCAAUCCCGAGAAAGCCCGAGCACAGGCCCUUGCCCAGCUGACCCGCCUACGAACGACCACCAAUGGCUCCAACAACGACUCUCUUACCGCCUUGGAGGCGUUGCUGGUCCGUGGUGCGACAGCGACUCCCAGCUCCACGCUAAACCUCUCAGCUCCCACUCACGCUGGGCUGCGACCCACCAGCUUUGUCAAUCCGCGUUCGAGCGGUGCACCUAGACCGCUCGGCCGCCUGCCCACCAUCACGGCAGAGACGAGGCAUUACGCUCCGGCAAAGCAUUCAUGGCCGAGCAAUGGUGCACCUCCAAGACCAGGCGGCACUCCGUCUUGGCUGGCUUACAUCCCUCAGGAAGAGCAAGACGCCUUGCAAGAACCGCUCACGCCUGCUCGUGCCACGAGCAACAAUGGAGGACGCGUAUCUACGCUCAUCUCGCGAUUUGAGAGUGCCGCACCUUCGCAAUCUCGUAGCCCGGUGCAGCUGGUAGACGAUGGGCCAGUCCAAGUUCCAGAGCGCAAUCCACUCGGCAAUGAAGCGAGUGAGGCCACCCCGACGUCUAAGGAAUCCGUCGAUACACAAAGCUUGGACAGGCGCAUGAGCGCACUUCGCAGGCGCCCACCACCUCCUCCUCCACUGAGCGCUUUGUCUCGAGGUCGAGCCACUCGAGCGUCACGCAUGGCCGAGCCACAAAGCUCUGACCACAGCCCUGUCACCUCAAGCCAGAAUGCACCUGCGCCCGGUUCAACGGAUGCGUCAGCUCUUGAAAUCUUUGCUUCGGAUGACGUGCGCUCAUUCGAGCGCAGGCGUGAACCUCUUUUUGGCUCCUUCACCGCCCGGCGGCCUCUGCCAAAUCCUCCUACCAUUCCGGUAGGGACCAGCUCGCCUUCCCAGCAAAACGCUCGAUCACAUGGCCCGAAAAGACCUGCAGCGAGCACAGCGCAUGAUGCCUUCGAAGCUCAGACAGGCAGCGGAACAGCACACGGCGAUGCAAGGGACUCUCCAGUUGUUCCAUCAGGAGGAUCUUCUGCUUCCGAAAGUGAAGCAGAGCCAGCUGCUGAGGCGGUAGAUGCGCUGCAGCGGCCCACGAGACAAGCGUCUAUCGGCUUUACCGAUUUAGAUUUCCUGGCUUCGCGCCUAGAACAGGCAGGAGAUCACUAUGAUGAGCUUACUACUUUGGCAGAGUUUUUGGGACCGAGCAAAGAGACUCGGGCUACGGUCGAAGAAAUGUCCAACUUGGCAGUGGGUCGGGUGGAGCUUUUGAGUCGCAGGACGACGAAGGAAGGCAAGAUCAAGCAAAAGUUGGGAGUGGCAGGUGUGAGGGUGGACAAGUGCGCGAUCUGCCUGAACCAAUUCAGGCCGCUUCAAGAAGCUUGCAUUUUUCCUUGUUUGCACAUCUUCCACGAGGGCUGCGCUUUGCAGCUGCUUAGAUCGGUCAGGAAUUGUCCUAGUUGUCGUCAGCCUAUUGCGUGA
Molecule: messenger RNA, 4582 nt
Organism: Ceraceosorus bombacis
Lineage: Eukaryota; Fungi; Basidiomycota; Exobasidiomycetes; Ceraceosorales; Ceraceosoraceae
Source: the annotation of a GenBank genome assembly